AUGUCAGACAAACUGAAGGAAGCGGUCCUUGCCGAGGCCAACAGUGUCCGUGCGGCCUCCCAGGAUGUUGUCAAAUCCGGCGCGUACCUGUACCCGUUCAAGGGCAUCAUCUUCUUCGCAACCCAUAAAGAUCUUUGGGCCAUGUUCUUCUUCACCUACGUACCGCAGAUGGCCAUCAUGGCCUUUACCAGUGGGCCACUGGCUGCGAUAUCCGCUGCCUUCCUCGUGCUUAGCGAAAGUUCUGCGAUCACAAACCUCCUCUCGCGCUCCUUCCUUCUCGAAGAUGCACUCCUCGACACCUUCGACGGUACCCUCCUCGCUCGCGAUCAGGAGCCUCUACUCGCACAAGGGCGCCAGAUCAAGCCCCGAGCUGGAGGUAGGACUGCCGCGGCGAGGUUGGGAAAGAUGUUGAGUCGACCUUUUGCGCGACUGAAGCCACAGGUGCUGCUACGUUCAUUGAUCUACCUGCCUUUGAACCUGAUUCCCGUGGUUGGAACCAUUCUUUAUAUUGCUGUGCAAGGGAAGCGAGCUGGGCCAAUGCUUCAUGCACGAUACUUCCAGCUCAAGGGUUGGAAUUCCGAGCAACAGGAGGCGUGGGUAACAAAGCAUCGGGGCGCGUAUACUGGACUUGGUAUCACAUCCUUCGUCCUCGAAAUGAUCCCAUUUGCCUCUAUGGCAUUUUCCUUUACGAACACUGUUGGCGCGGCACUGUGGGCUGCUGAUAUAGAGAAGGAGACAAAGUAG
Penicillium maclennaniae is the source of this 744-nucleotide messenger RNA. RefSeq names its product EI24 domain-containing protein. Bases 1 to 744 code for a protein of 247 amino acids. NCBI's taxonomy places the organism in Eukaryota, Fungi, Ascomycota, Eurotiomycetes, Eurotiales, Aspergillaceae. The transcript is spliced from 4 exons. The record is from RefSeq and is a predicted model, not a curated record. Gene Ontology annotation, cellular component: lipid droplet; ascospore wall; prospore membrane.